Molecule: messenger RNA, 3328 nt
Organism: Oncorhynchus masou masou (cherry salmon)
Lineage: Eukaryota; Metazoa; Chordata; Actinopteri; Salmoniformes; Salmonidae
Product: atrial natriuretic peptide receptor 3-like
Exons: 8
Coding region: 314-1834 (506 amino acids)
Biological process (GO): signal transduction
Cellular component (GO): membrane
Molecular function (GO): peptide hormone binding; natriuretic peptide receptor activity
Source: RefSeq, a predicted model, not a curated record
GGGAACGGGAGAAUUAGUUAGGAAAACUCAGGGGAUUCUUCCAUCAGUUGAGAAGGUUGCAGGAGACUCUCUGCACAGGAUCAUACACUUAAUACAUUUAGACAUUUUAUUUCAUUUAAUUAAAAGAAAAAGGCAAUUCAAUUUAGAUUCUUUGUUGUUGUUGAAAGAUUCCACAUUUGCAAUUUACCUGCGCGCUCCGCGGCUCCGGGGACGCAGUUGACUUGGAGAGAGAGAGUUAUACAGAGAGGAUAGAAUCUCUCCAUUAUUGCAUUAUUACUGAUUACAGGCAAAGCAUAACUUUUAAAGUUGCAUCAUGCCAUUUUUCAUUUCAUUGUGUUUGUACCUUUGGCUGGGGUUGUUACCUGGCCGGACAAGUACAGCCGUGAAUGAAGACAUUGAAGUAUUGGUGAUGUUGCCCAAAAAUAACUCGUAUAUGUUCUCAAUAGCAAGAGUGGCACCCGUCAUCGAGUAUGCAAAGCAAGGGUUGAAAAUCGGCGGCGGUCUGUAUUCGGGACUUAAUUUCAAAGUGCGUUAUGAGGAUUCCGACUGUGGCAAUGAUGCACUCUUCUCCCUGGUGGACCGUUCCUGCGAAAAGAAACCGGACUUGGUGCUCGGUCCGGUGUGUGAAUACGCCGCUGCGCCGGUUGUAAGGAUGGCAUCUCGUUGGAACAUCCCGGUAAUAUCGACAGGUGCUCUGGCCAGCGGUUUUAGAGAGAAAGAGAAAGAAUACUCUCACCUGACCCGAAUCUCCCCGUCUUACCUAAAAAUGGCAGAGACUUUCUUGGCGAUGUUCCGUCACUUCAACUGGAAAGACGCGUUGCUGAUCUUCGAUGACGACAAGAAGGAGAGGAAUUGUUACUUCACUAUGGAAGGGGUGCACCUCAAACUCAUGGAGGAAUAUCAGACUGUCACCUAUGCCAUCAACUCUAAAGAAGAACGCCUGAACACAGACGACAUCAUCAAAUAUAUCUACGAGAGUGAAGUUGUUAUCAUGUGUGCGGGAGCUGACAUCGUCCGAGACAUCAUGCUAGCUGCUCAUCGACGGAGGCUCACUAAUGGCAGCUACAUCUUCUUCAACAUCGAACUCUUCAACUCCACAUCUUAUGGCAACGGCUCGUGGAAGCGAGGGGAUAAGCACGACAGUGAGGCGCGACAGGCGUACUCGGCCCUCAACACGGUCACGCUACUCCGGACAGUCAAACCAGAGUUUGAGAACUUCUCUCUAGAGGUCAAGAGGUCCAUUCAGAAGGCUGGCCUACCGGACUGUGACGACUGUGACAACAUCAACAUGUUUAUGGAAGGGUUCCAUGAUGCAUUGCUGCUAUACGCCCUGGCGCUGCACGAAGCCAUCAGGAGCGGCCUCACCACGAAGGACGGAGCAGAGAUCACCAAUCUUAUGUGGAACAGAACAUUUGAAGGCAUCGCAGGUCAGGUGUCUAUGGACUUCAAUGGGGACAGAUACGGAGACUUCUCUGUGAUGAGCAUGACCAACACCGAGGCAGGCACCUAUGAGACGGUGUGUAACUACUAUGGUGUGAAGGAGAGUUUCCAGAUGCUUCCGGGGUUCAACCCUGACCACUUCACCCUGAGAGGACUACGCAGAGUCUCCCACGCUGACCUGCCAGACAAAUCAUCAGGUGGACUAGGAGUAUCUGCUGUUACUGGGAUCAUAGUGGGAGCCCUGCUAGGGACAGCACUGCUAAUGGCCUUCUACUUCAUCAGGAAGAACUACAGGAUAACCAUUGAGAGGCGCACGGCGAGGGAGGAAUGUGACAUUGGGAAGCACCGUCAGUUACGAGAGGAUUCUAUCAGAUCUAACUUCUCGGCAGCGUAGAGCAUCACCGCGGUUACCAUCCGUUGCUCCUGACGUUCCCGUUCCAGGGAAGCAAGAAUCAGCGUAGCGCGGAAGGAAGCACCAUGGGAAAUGUGACCAAAGACUCUACACACUCUAUACGGCUGUCAGAGGAGUCGUGCUAUUUAAAGAAAGACAUACUGUCAUUUAUACGUGUUUUACAUUUUCUCUUUUACAUUUUUUGACUUUCAUACACUCAGGAAAGUUCCAAUCACACAGCAGCACCACUUUCAUCUCUGUUGAAGUAUAUCUUUAGGUGUGUCUUCUCCCCUUAAGAGGGCCAGUACAGACGGCAUUAAUAUUAGAAUAAUGUGUUUUCUUCACCUGUUUUAUAACAAACAGCGCAAGCGGUUUUGACCAUGUAAAAAGCGUUUGCACUCCAUACAGGGUUAAAGUAACACCAGAGAUAACAGGGAUCAAUAAGCCUGUGAACUUCAUUGGUACAUGUCAGAUCAGAGUUAACAGGGGUUGGUAAACAGGUCAGAUCAGAGUUAACAGGGGUUGGUAAACAGGUCAGAUCAGAGUUAACAGGGGUUGGUAAACAGGUCAGAUCAGACAUAAUAGGGGUUGGUAAACAGGUCAGAUCAGAGUUAACAGGGGUUGGUAAACAGGUCAGAUCAGAGUUAACAGGGGUUGGUAAACAGGUCAGAUCAGAGAUAACGGGUCAGCUCAGAGAUAACGGGUUGAUAAACAGGUCAGAUCAGACAUAAUAGGGGUUGGUAAACAGGUCAGAUCAGAGAUAACAGGGGUUGAUAAACAGGUCAGAUCAGAGAUAACGGGGGUUGGUAAACAGGUCAGAUCAGAGAUAACGGGGGUUGGUAAACAGGUCAGAUCAGAGAUAACGGGGGUUGGUAAACAGGUCAGCUCAGAGAGAACAGUCUUGUUUAGCAGUCUUACGGCUUGGGGUUAGAACCCGUUCAGGGUCCUGGUGGUUCCAGACUUGCUGUGCGGUAGCGGAGAGAACAGUCUACGACAGUGCCCUCCAACCCUCUUCCUGGAGAGAUACCGUUUUCACAUCAAUCCUAACCUAGCACGCUUGAUUGUAAUUCAACUGGGGUUGGAGCAAACACCUUGGGGAGGAAAGCCCUGGUCAAUGGGAUGGUCCACACUAAAGGGACCCGAAACUACUACAGGAGAUUUGAGUCUUUGAACUUCAGACUACACCAUUUCGGUAUCGCUGCGGUGAUUUGAUUCUCAAUCAACCAAACAAGUAAAUUAUAUAGUAUUACACUUUGCAAACUAAAAUUCUCUGGUAAAAACCUCCCAUCGACUUUGCUUAUUUUCUAAAGUAAGAAUUUUCUAGAGAUUUUUUUUUUUAGAUUAAAUAUGGUAAUUCUGUAAUAUACUCUUCCCACUGUAUAAUAAUAAUGUAUAUUACAGUAUAUGAUUAUUCUGACACAACUAUAAAAAACAAACUGGUUUCUUCUGAGAUGAAUAGUAACAUAUAUUUCUCCUCUGCAUCUCUGAGACCUGUUA